GUACUUUCAAAUUGCUGCAGUUCCUCCACCUGAUUGCACCAUGGCGUUGCCAGUGGUGUUACCUUCAGCCAGUGAUUGCAUCAAAGAGUUUGAUUUGGAUGGUGAUGGUUUGCUUUCUCACAGUGAGCUGGGCACAUGUUUGGAGGUGCUCCUGACACGUUUGGGUUCUCCAGAUGAAGAAGCCAGGCGCAUUUCCAGGUUGAUCGUUGAAGAGUGGUCCCUCCGUUCAGACUACGCCGCCGGCGCUGGCGCCGUGGACCGCUUGUUGCGCGCAGCCAUGGAACGUACUGCGUGCGUUGAGAAGAGUGAGUGAUGGCGAGAUGCUUCAUUUGGGUGAGAGCUGACAUGAAGAAGCAAACAGACUUCACCACACGAGGGAGAGUCCCCUUGGAGAAGCCUUCCAGAGUGGAAGCCGGAGAGAAGUGACGCCGGAGAGGUGUUCUCGAUGCAGAGAUGAAACGCGCGUUUGGGCUGGAGAAGAAG
Durusdinium trenchii is the source of this 483-nucleotide messenger RNA. The record is from the annotation of a GenBank genome assembly. NCBI's taxonomy places the organism in Eukaryota, Dinophyceae, Suessiales, Symbiodiniaceae.